This is a messenger RNA of Saxophila tyrrhenica, 1284 nucleotides long. RefSeq names its product NADH kinase pos5 (gene POS5). The record is from RefSeq and is a predicted model, not a curated record. Gene Ontology annotation, biological process: NADP+ biosynthetic process; NAD+ metabolic process. The coding region runs from base 1 to 1284 and encodes 427 amino acids. The transcript has 2 exons. Gene Ontology annotation, molecular function: NAD+ kinase activity. NCBI's taxonomy places the organism in Eukaryota, Fungi, Ascomycota, Dothideomycetes, Mycosphaerellales, Extremaceae.
AUGACACGAAUAUGGCGAUGCUUCUCUACCACUGCUCGGCGCCUUGAGAUACGAGAUCUGGCAGAACUACCAGUGAGGGUGCAUCCCCAGGUCAAAGAGACGAGCAACCACGACCUCCUCGCGCUCCAAUGGCCCUCGCCGCCUCGCAACAUCCUACUUGUCCGCAAAGAUGACGAUACGGAGGUCCAGAAUGCUCUGGUUGAGUACGUCCAUCACAUCAGGUCUUCGUACCCAGACAUUGCCAUAGUGUUUGAGCGCUAUGUCGCCGAGCAAAUACAUCAGACUUUCAACUUCCCAGUCUACGCGCCGGUCAACGAGAACUCGAAUGCACUGUACCAAGAGAAGAUCGAUCUCACUUCAACACUCGGCGGAGAUGGGACAAUACUGCACGCUGCCUCUCUCUUCGCCACUGCGCCGCGUGUUCCUCCUGUGCUCUCCUUCAGUAUGGGCACGCUUGGCUUUCUCGGUGAGUGGAAGUUCCACGAGUACAAGCGUGCCUUCAGGCAAGUAUAUGUGUCUGGUGCUCCCUCUCCGUUGAAAAGUACGGACGAGGCGGAGACUUCUGUCACCAAGCCUGGGGCGCUGCAAGCAUGGUCAAACAUUAAGGGCAAGUCUAUGGGCCAUACUCGCUCCUCCCGCAUCCUCAUGCGCAAUCGCCUCCGCAUCGGCCUCUUCGACGAGCAUGGCCAAAGACUACCGCAUGAGCCACCGUUCGCUCACCGUGACCACGAAUGCGAGGACAUCUUUGCGUUGAACGAGGUCCUGCUUCAUCGCGGAGCACUGCCACAUCUAGCCAACAUCACCAUCCUCAUUGGCUCUCCGCCGCACCAGCGCAUCCUCACUACCGCGAUUGCCGACGGCUUUCUCGUCAGUACACCCACUGGCAGCACCGCUUACAGUCUCUCGAGUGGCGGCAGCAUCGUCCAUCCUCUGGUAAACUCGCUUCUCCUCACGCCUAUCUGCCCUCGCUCGCUCUCAUUCCGUCCUUUGGUCUUACCCGCCAACACGCCCAUCACUCUCCGGAUCGACGACUCCAAUCGUGGCAAGGAGAUCGAAGUCUCAGUCGACGGUGUUAGACGACAGCAAGGACUAAAGACGGGCAUGGAAGUGAGGGUCGUUGGAGAAGAGGUGACGAAGCCUGGCGAGGUUGGACAAGUCGCGAGUGUGACUGGUGGUGUGCCAAGCAUUGUCCGCUCCGGCGGCGCAGCUGAUGGCGAAGACCAUUGGGUUGGAGGGUUGAACUCGCUAUUAAAGUUCAACUAUCCAUUCGGCGAGGAUGGGUGA